CACGCGGCAGCGUCUUUACGCACACUCAUCUGCAGUGUCAAAGUUUAGAGUUCGGGUAAAGGUCGUGUUUUGAGUUUACUCUCCUAUACAAACAAUGGCUUCCAUAAGUUGGUUAACAUGCAGGCGGUUUUCUUGGCUCGUGCGGCGGCCGCUGCUGCUGCAGUAUGUUUGGGCUCCAGCGCGAGCAAUACACCGGGGGAGCGCGCGACGCGCGGCGGAGAAAACCCCGCUGAACAGAUCACGAUCAUCACCGGAGCAACAGUACUUCACAGCGCUAGACAGAGCUGAUGCGCUGAUGCUGCGGAAGUCUCAUGAAACAGGAUUUUUGUCCUGGUUCCGGAAUGGUCUCCUUGCAACAGGAAUUGGUGUUAUUGCAUUUGCACAGAGUGAAGUGGGCCGAGAGGCCGGACACGUGUUCUUCAUCCUGGGCGGAGUGUGUGUGUCGUUCGGCGGAGCGUCAUAUGUGACCAGUCUUCUGACCCUGAGGAGGAUCAUGCUCCUCUCGCGGAUGACGGUGCUGCUCCACGCGGGCCUGGUGUCCGUCGUCGCCCUCUUCUGGCUGUGCGCGGUAUCACUCUACAUCGGCCGCCUGGAGUUGGAGAUUAUUCACGAGGAGGAUGAGGAAGAGCACAGGGGAGAUGAAGAUGGGGAAUGCGCCGAAUGCAAUGCGAGGCGCGAGAGACGCGGCGCUGAAGAGAAAGGCCAAGACAAGUGAGAAGAGAGGAUACUCCGAGUUCAAAUGGCCUUUUACACUGACCCACAGCCAGAUUACUGUAUUCACAAGCUGUUUAAACCGCUUUAAGAGAAAAGGAAACUGGUUUGUGGAGGUGGAGCAUUUAUCAACAUAACUGUCCAGUACUCUAGUGCUUGAUUUAUCAGGUCGAGUGAGUUUUUGUGUUUCUAAUAUUCCUUAACAACAGCUGUCACACUGCGUGCGCACAAAGGGUCAGUGACAUAAAUACAUAGUUUUCCUUUGCAAAAUUUUUGAUGUAUUUGGGGUGUGUGUGCUGGAACAUGAAACUUAUCAGGCAAGUAGUUGUUCAACUGUUAUAAAUGGACAUGCUCACUUUUUUAUAUAGUGACAUGAUUCAGAAAUAACAGUUGUUGUUGUUUUUUGGGGGUAACUACUUUACACUAAGGUUUGAUUUUCUAACAUUAGUUAAUGCAUUCAUAUAAACUAAUGAUAAAAACUUUUUUUUUAACAGCAUUUAGGAAUACAACAUACUUUAAUAUCAUGGUUCAUAAUAAUAGUACAUAUAAUGUUUAUGCUAAAUACUAUAUUUAAUUUAUAAUGUAUACCAAUUAUGAGUUUUAUCAUUUAGAUUUGUACAUUUAUAAUUUAAAUAUACAUUAUAUAAUUUAGAAACAUGUAUUUGAAUGUGGAGAAAUGAACAUUCAUCAAGAUGUGCUGUGAAAGUAAGUAACAAAUUGAACCUUAUUGUAAAGUAUUGUGUGCUUUUAUAAUUCAUGGUUUCUACAUAGUAUAGCAUUAUUUCAUCUAUUUAGGCCUCGUUCAGGUUGAGAUUUAUUUUUAAAUGAUUACCUCACGUCUCUCACACUUCAUUCCUGCUCUAGCGGUCGCAGUCUUAUUUAAGAAAAUCACUCUUUGCAGAUUUGAGAAGAACUUCUAGAUGUCUUCUGGCUCAUGGCUUUCACUAAACAGAGAUGUCAGCACAUCUUUUCUUUUGUUAUGCAUGAAUCCAAAGUUUAGAUAUUGUUGGUAUCUUUUUUUACAGCAUGCAGUCGUGCUGUUUGCUGUUUUAGGUGUGUAGUGUCAGGGGUGUGUGUGUGUGUGUGUGUGUGCGUCAUUCACUUUACUGGAGUGUGUCUGUGUUUACUAAUCACUGAAUCAGUGCACGCUGCACACUUGCAAUCAGUCAGCUCUAGAUCUAGAUCAACUCGUAUUUAAAAAAUAAAUGUCCCUAUUCAGAGCAAAUACACAAAUCCUGCCGGACUACAAGAAGGAAGAACUCAACCAUGUCAUGCAAAAUGUCCUUUACAGAUUAAAUUGUUGUCAACUGCUCGUUUUUCGUGUCUGUUAUUUUGGAUAAAUUAUUAGAGGUGCUAAAAUAAUUCAGGUUUAAACAAGUUAAAAGAUCAAAUAAUAAUUUGUGACCCUGGACCACAAAAGCAGUCAUAAGUCACAUGAGUACAUUUGUAGCAAUAGCCAACAAUACACUGCAUGAGUCAGAAUUACAGAUUUUUCUUUUUUGCCAAAAAUCAUUAGGAUUUUUGUACAUGAUGCUUUAUAAAUUUCCUACUGUAAAUAUAUGUAUUUAUAUUCAUAAAUACAUAUAUUGAUUAUUCGAUUUUAUUCGAUUUUCUCAAUAUUUAGCCUUUUAGAACCUCAGAUUACAGAUAUUAAAAUAGUUGUAUCUCGGCCAUAUAUAGUCCGAUCCUAAUAAACCAUACAUCAAUGGAAUCCUUAUCUAUUCAGCUUUCAUAUAAAUUGAAUUACUGGUUUUAUGUCACAUUUUACUCAUUCCUCAGAUUGUUAAAAUACAAAUGCAUUUACAUUAAUGUAUUUACAGUAGAAAACUAUGAGGCUCUGCUGUUUAUGUAUUAUUUAAAUAUGAUUAUAAUAUUUUGAAUGAGAUUUAAUUUUAGUUCUGCUAUCUGCUUUGUAAUUUUCUUAAUUAUUACAUAUUUCUAUUAACUAAUUUUCAUUUAAGAUUUUAAGUUUUUGUAAUUUUGUACUUCAACUUAUUUCAGUUAGUUGCCAAGUCAAUCUUUCUCAUUUUGGGUCAAGAUUAUAAAUCUAUAAAAUAUAUCAUUCUGCCUUAUUUUAAUAACAACACUAAUUCGGUGCAAGAUACUUCAACAUCAUAAACACUAAAAUAGCCUACGCACAUUUGAAAUAUAAUUUGCUAAAAAUGUAAACAUGAAUUGUUUAAAUAUGACAGUGAAAGGAAUCCUUGCUAACUUUGUUAUAUAUCCAUAUGGACAGAUGAAACAAGAAAAUAAAAUUGCACAGAAAAUGUUAGCAGACGAUUUAAUAAACAGCAUUACUUUUACAUUUUAUAGAUAUAUUUUAAAAUGGUGUAAUUUAAUGUUAUUGUAGUGCAUCACUUGCCUUGGACUUCCAUAGAAAGUGCAUUACAAUAAAAUUGAUUUCUGUUUGUUGAUGUAAACACCUGAAUAAGCUUCUUCCACCGUCAUUCAGAUCAGAUCUGCUGGGUUAAAACCUUCAAUGCUGAAGGUUUCUAUGACUGAUAUGGGUUAAUUAAUUACAACUGGGAAAUUGUAGUGACAAAAAAAGUUGUUAAAUCGUAAAAAGUUCAAAACAAAACGUGAGUUCAAGUUGUGUCAGAUAUCAAGGGCAGGUGGGGUCUCCUGAGGGUGGGAUUCAUGGUAAACAGACAGACGUGUUGAUCUGUAUUCGUGUGAGGUUUGUUAAUAGCGCCGGGGACUUUCAUCAGUCGUUCCUCUUUUGUUUGUACAACUUCAAAGGGCUGCUCAUUCAUUUGAUUAUUUAUUUUAAUUCUUGUCAUCCAAAAGAUUUAUUGUUGUUGAUUUCUUGUAACAGUUGCUGUUGUUGUCAUCAAACUCCAUGUAUGAAUCCUCAGAGAAAUGAUGGCAAUUAUCUGUGCACAUAAAAAUGGGUUUAAGAAUCGUCGUUGUUUGUGUUUUUGUAAAUUAAAGAACACAUUUAGAAUUGUGUUUUCGUUUAGUUUCUUGAGUCCUGAAGAGGUAGAUGACUGUCUUUGCUUUAUGACUUUUGAACUGAGAGCCUGAUUGGCUGAGGUUCAUACUUCUACCUCUGUCAUUACUUUUUUAUUAUUUUUAUGUAUAUUUAUGUUAAUGUGAAAUGCAGAACAUUCUAUAAAUGUACUCUUUUAAUACUGAUGACAUUCAAUGUAUGUUGAUUGUGAGUGUUUAUCACGAGGUUACAGACUAUUUGUUUAUGCAUGACCUUCAGUGCUAUUUACAGUACAUAAUGAGUCUAUGAAUAUGUACAUAAAUGGGGACUAUGCAAGCA
This is a messenger RNA of Carassius gibelio (silver crucian carp), 3979 nucleotides long. RefSeq names its product transmembrane protein 160. The coding region runs from base 95 to 715 and encodes 206 amino acids. The record is from RefSeq and is a predicted model, not a curated record. Lineage: Eukaryota; Metazoa; Chordata; Actinopteri; Cypriniformes; Cyprinidae. The transcript is spliced from 4 exons.